UAAGUUUUAAAAUGAUUUAAUGAUGCUACAACACCCAUGGCAUAAAGAAAUGUAAAUGUUUGUAUAACUUAACCUCUAAGGUAUCUUCCAAUACUAAUAUUCAUAAAUUUAAACAUUCUUUACAUAAUAUACAAUAACCUAAACAUCACAAAAUUAUUCACAUUUCUAGAGAAUUAAACUCAUUCUAAUAUAUAUGGUUCCUGAUGGCUCCUCCCCAAAAUAUUAGUAUUCUCCUAAUACUAAACACUUAAGUAAUAUUUGGGAGCCCUGGUGGUGCAGUGGCUAAGAGCUCGGCUGCUAAUCAAAAGGUCAGCAGUUGGAAUCCACCAGCUGCUCCUUAGGAACCCCAUGGGGCUGUCUUAUUGUGUCAUAUAAGUAAUGUUUGUGUUUUGAAAACACUAUUGAUAACUUUUAUGUGGUGGGGGGAAUUAUAUAUUAAUUUCAUGUAUAUUUUUAGUCUUCUAUACUUUGGAACCCUGGUGGCAUAGUGGUUAACAGCUUGGCUGCUAACCAAAAGGUCAGCAGUUCGUAUCUACAGCUGCUCCUUGGAAACCCUAUGGGGCAGUUCUGCUCUGUCCUUUAGGGUUGCUAUGAGUUGGAAUCAACUGGAGGGCAAUAGGUUUUUUUUGUUUUUUUAUAGUUACAUUUAAGGAGCUCUGGUGGUGCAAUGGUUAAUCGCUCACCUGCUAACAGAAAAGUCAGAGGCUGUUUGAAUCCACCCAAAGCUCCACGGGAGAAAAGACGUAGUGAUCUGCUCCCCAAAAGAUUAAACCAAACCUGAUUCUGACUAGGAAUCCCUAUGGGGCAGUUCUGUCAUUGGGGUUGCUAUGAGUUGAAAUCAACUCUACGGCACACUGCAACAACAUAGUUUUGUUUAGGAUGAUAAAUAAUUUUACCUAAGCUAAGUUAAAAAAAAACCCAAACCAAACCCAAUGCCAUUUGACUCAUAGCGACCCCAUAAGACAGAGUAGAACUGCCCCAUACAGUUUCCAAGGAGCGCCUGGCGGAUUUGAACUGCCGACCCUUUGGUUAGCAGCCGUAGCACUUAACCACUAUGCUACCAGGGUUUCCAAGCUAAGUGGAGUGUAGUAAUUAAAUAUUAAACUACUUUGAAUACUUUUUAAAUUAGCUACUCUGGGUUUAAAUGAAGGAGCCCUGGUGGCACAAGGGUUGAUAAGGUAACAGAAACCACAGCUGCUCCCCAGGAGAAGAGACUUCAUGAAGAUUACACACUAGGAUACCCUCUGGGGCAGUUCUGUCAUAUAGGGUCAUCUAGGGUCACACUUGAGUUGGAAUCAUACAACAACAGGUUUAAACGACUGUCAUAUGUAUAUGUUUAAGCUGUUGUGAACCCAUUAACUUCUGUAUGUAAUCAGUUCUUUCUCUAUAGUACUUUUGUUAAAGCUUUUAAAGAAUGUUUUAGUAUAUGGCAUAAGGGAAGGGUAAAAAUAUCCCUUUAUCUAUUUUCUUCUUCAAGAGGACAUGUAAGUUUCUGUGUAGGAGUUUUGAUAUUAACAUUCUAAACUCCAGGAACAAAUGAUAAAAUUUUGAUGAAAUAAUUUGCUAUUAGGUCUUGUGUAAGUUCUGUUGAGACACAUUCCCAUCUAUAUUAUUAGUAAGCUCAAAAACUCCAAUGUACAAGGAAUAUUAAAUAAGAGGAGGAAUACUGACAGGAAUUUAGUAAGAUAAUGGCAAUGACAAGUUAGGGUGGUAGUUAGGUUGGAGAUUUUUUUUUUUUAAUUGUACUUUAGAUGAAGGUUUACAGAGCAAAUUAGUUUUUCAUUAAAUAAUUAAUACACAUAUUGUUUUGUGACAUUGGUUGCUAAUCCCAUGACAUGUUAACACUCUCACCCUCUCGACCUUGGGUUUCCCGUUACCAGCUUUCCUGUCCCCUCCUGCCUUCUUGUCCCUGCCCCUGCACUGGUGUGCCCAUUUAGUCUCAUUUUGUUUUAUGGGCCUGUUUAAUCUUUGGCUGAAGGGUGAACCUCAGGAGUGACUUCAGUACUGAGUUAAAAGGGUGUCCGGGGGCCAUACUCUCAGGGCUUCUCCAGUCUCUGUGAGACCACUAAGUCUUUUUUUGUAAGUUAGAAUUUUGUUUUACAUUUUACUCUAGUUCUGUCCAGAUCUGUCUAUUGUGAUCCCUGUCGUAGCAGUCAGUGGUGGCAGCUGGGCACCAUCUAGUUGAGCUGGACUCAGUCCGGUAGUAAAAAAAAAAAUAAAAAUUUUUUGAGGCUGUGGUAAUUGUAAUCCAUUACUCCUUUGGACUAGUCUUUUCCCUUGUGUCUUUGGUUUUCUUCAUUCUCCCUUCCUCCAGAUGGGGCAGGACUGGUGGAUUAUCACAGAUGGCCACUCACAAGCUUUUAAGACCCCAGAUGCUACUCACCAAAGUACCUAUGGAGUUGUGUAUAAGGGUAGACACAAAACUACAGGUCAGAUUGUAGCCAUGAAGAAAAUCAGACUAGAAAGUGAAGAAGAAGGGGUUCCUAGUACUGCAAUUCGAGAAAUUUCUCUGUUAAAGGAACUUCGUCAUCCAAAUAUAGUCAGUCUUCAAGAUGUGCUUAUGCAGGACUCCAGGUUAUAUCUCAUCUUUGAAUUCCUUUCCAUGGAUCUCAAAAAAUACUUGGAUUCUAUCCCUCCUGGUCAGUUCAUGGAUUCUGCACUUGUUAAGAGUUAUUUGUACCAAAUCCUACAGGGCAUUGUGUUUUGUCACUCUAGAAGAGUUCUUCACAGAGACUUAAAACCUCAGAAUCUACUGAUUGAUGACAAAGGAACAAUCAAACUGGCUGAUUUUGGCCUUGCCAGAGCUUUUGGAAUACCUAUUAGAGUAUAUACACAUGAGGUAGUAACUCUCUGGUAUAGAUCUCCAGAAGUAUUGCUGGGGUCAGCUCGCUAUUCGACUCCAGUUGACAUUUGGAGUAUAGGCACCAUAUUUGCAGAAUUAGCAACUAAGAAACCACUUUUCCAUGGGGAUUCAGAAAUUGAUCAACUCUUCAGAAUUUUCAGAGCUUUGGGUACUCCCAAUAAUGAAGUGUGGCCAGAAGUGGAAUCUUUACAGGACUAUAAGAAUACAUUUCCCAAGUGGAAACCGGGAAGCCUAGCAUCCCAUGUCAAAAACUUGGAUGAAAAUGGCUUGGAUUUGCUCUCGAAAAUGUUAGUCUAUGAUCCUGCCAAACGGAUUUCUGGCAAAAUGGCACUGAAUCAUCCAUACUUUAAUGAUUUGGACAAUCAGAUUAAGAAGAUGUAGCUUUCUGACAAAAAGUUUCCAUGUGUUGUAUCAAAAACAGAUAGUCAUACUUUUACUGUUAACUCUGUCUAUUUUUGUCUUGUGUACUUUUCUUUGUUGUAAAACUCAAGCUGUACUUCAUCUUCUAAUUUCAAAAGUGUAACUUAAAAAUGUAAAUAUUGUUCUAUAUGAAUUUAAAUAUAAUCUGUAUAUGUGUGUAGAUAUCCCUGUAACAACUGUUGGUUACUGCAAUAAAAUUAUAAAUCUAGUAUUGAUGUCAGGAAUCAAGACAAAUUUGAGUUGGCUUAAAUCAUCUCAAUCCGUACGGCAGUCCUGUUUUCCUGGAGUUUCACAAGUUGGAGCUAGUAAAAUUUAGGAGAAUGUGUUCACAAGUUCAAGUUUAUAAUGCUCUGAAGUAUUUUUAUGCUCUGAAUGUUAAAUUUUCAUGUCAGUUUCUUUCCAUGUGGUAACUGUACAACCUGCCUAAAGAAUUUAUUUCUAUUGGCAUUUCAGUUUGGGACCAUUUAUGUUUAAGCAUUCAGAAUGAGAAAACUAUCCAGAUAUGGGAAAUGAUGCUAAAUUUGUAGGAGUUAGUUCGGUGAAUAAUAAAACCAACUCAAGGAAUGCCAAAGUUUUUUUCCAAGUUUUACUGUCAAAGAUCAAGGUCUGUCUACAGCAGGGAAGAACAAUUUUGAAAAUUUAUGAACUACCCUAUUUUUAGUUAGGUUACAAAAGCUAUUUGUCUAAGUGAAUUCUCACGCAUUGGUCAGAGGUAAUAACUAUAUGUAGGAGUUGCUUAUCUUGGUUUCAAAAGUCUGACUUAAAACUAUUUGCAGGUUUUGGCAUAGUGUUUAUUAACAGCCUUUAAAAAGAUUCGAAGCUACAAGUGUUAGCUGAAACCACUAGCCUCAGGAAUUAAAUUGUUUUAUAAUGCUGCUCGUUGUGAUUCUGACCUAUAAGGAGCCUAUUUUAAAUUAUAAGCAGCCUAUUUUAAAUUAUCUGCUAAAGUUGAGAAAUGUCUAUAAAAAUAAUUCAUUGGUGUGUACGCCUCUGUUCCCUCUAUUUUUCUUCCUGGUUACAUGUGGCUAGAAUGGGUAUUCUUGUGUUGAUUCUUAGACCCAAUUGAUUAGGUAUGUAUGGGUGAUCUACCUGAUUCAUGUUAAUCAAAUCCCUUCUCUUGGACUUUGCCCUCUGUAGGCAAAAGUGUGGGUUAGUCUCUUGACCAUAGGUAUAUAAAACGUGAGGUUUUAGCUGUAUGGUCCUAGGGUAUUUAAUGGAAGCCAGUCUGUGAUAAGAGAAUGCAGAGCCUGGAUGGACAAUGAAGUAGUUUGGGGCUGGAUUGUGGAGUCCUGUUAAGAUAAUUGUAGUGGGAAUUUGGUAAAUAAAAGGUCACGAAAAAGAUUUGAGAGGCUGGUGGCAAUGGCAUGGCAGUCACUACUUCUGAUUUUGUGUCUUUGGGCAAAUCAAUACCUACAGACUUGUGUUUCCACUGCUCAAGUGAGUUGUUGAACUAGAUCUGGUUUUCAAAUUGUGGAUUGUAAUCCUUUACUGGUUCAGGACCAGCACUCACCAAAAAAAAAAAGAAGUUCAGUAGAAAUUGACAGUGCAUCCUAUGUAGUUAAAUAUACUAUCUUGACUUCAAGAUAAUUUUUGUUUCGGUAAUAUAUACAUCCAUGUGUGUUACCAAUGUUUGCAGCCUUGUGAAUAUGGUACAGAAGCAGUAUGCAACCUCACUGCCCUUGAGGCAUGGAAUCAGAAUUGUUUGAAAAUAAUAAUGCAUCAAUUUAGAACGGACUUGGUUAUCCUACUAUUCAUCCUGCUCCAAGUAUUUGUGUACUAUUUGUGUAGAGUGUAUCAAUUCAGUGACUAGAUGAAAAGGCUACUGAAUUGGGGUUUCAUGCAUAUUAUUUGUGCUAUGGUGCUUCUAAUUAAUUUUUAAGUGCAAGUUGUCUUUAGGGCCAUGGUUCUUAAUCUGUUGUACACUAGAAACACCUGGGGGCUAACUGUUGCCUUGCCCUGAACAAAUGAUUUUGAAAUUGGGAAAUGUACCCCAGGAAUCUAUGUUUCAAAAGCUUCACUAGGUGAUCCUAACGUAGCCAGUUAUCACCAGUUGGUGAUGAGUUUUAACAACUUUAGGACCUAUAUCUGGUUUUAAUUGUCUUAAAACUUAGGUUAUUUAUCAGCCUCAGAAAUGCAAUAUACCUGUUCUAUUUUUGUUUCAGUCUGUACUCUUUUUAGUUGGGGAGAAAGAUCUAUAUUUCAUCACCAAUGUAAGGUUUUCAUAUAGUUGCUCAUAACACCGCUCUAGAGGAA
Messenger RNA from Loxodonta africana (African savanna elephant), 5536 nucleotides. RefSeq names its product cyclin dependent kinase 1 (gene CDK1). Gene Ontology annotation, biological process: G2/M transition of mitotic cell cycle; protein phosphorylation; mitotic G2 DNA damage checkpoint signaling. Lineage: Eukaryota; Metazoa; Chordata; Mammalia; Proboscidea; Elephantidae. The record is from RefSeq and is a predicted model, not a curated record. The coding region runs from base 2315 to 3244 and encodes 309 amino acids. Gene Ontology annotation, molecular function: ATP binding; cyclin-dependent protein serine/threonine kinase activity. Gene Ontology annotation, cellular component: nucleus. The transcript has 7 exons.